Messenger RNA from Phyllostomus hastatus (greater spear-nosed bat), 4363 nucleotides. RefSeq names its product ubiquitin specific peptidase 2 (gene USP2). Gene Ontology annotation, biological process: protein deubiquitination. Gene Ontology annotation, cellular component: cytoplasm. The coding region runs from base 924 to 2732 and encodes 602 amino acids. Gene Ontology annotation, molecular function: cysteine-type deubiquitinase activity. The transcript has 13 exons. Lineage: Eukaryota; Metazoa; Chordata; Mammalia; Chiroptera; Phyllostomidae. The record is from RefSeq and is a predicted model, not a curated record.
GGCUCAGAGAAGCACGGGGCUGUUCUCUGGCAUUGGUGCAGGACGCUUCCAGGGGUAGCACAGAGGCCUUUUUCUCCCUAGGAAGUUUCACCUGGGGGUGCUAUUAAAAUACUGCCAUCAAUUAUUAAGUGGAAGUAUGCAAUAUAAUAAUGAUCACUUAUUAAUCUCUUAUUAUGUGCCAGGAAAUUGACAUUUUAUUUAACCCUUACAGUGGUGAGGUAUAGCAUUAUUAUGACUAUUGUUCCUGGUUUACAGAUAAAAUAACUAAGAUUCAGAUAACUUAAGUGACUUGCCCAGUGUUUCAGAGCCUAGAAGUCCAUUAUAAAAGAGUUUGGACUGAAAAUACUGACAGCUAGUCUCUUCUGCCUCUUUCUAUCUGUGUGCCCUUGAGCAAGCUGCUAUCCAGCUUGAGGUCUUCACCAUCUCAAAAGUAAGGAAGUCAGACUAGCCCUAUGGCUUCUUCCUCUCUAGUUCUGUGACAGACACCUGCUUCUCCCUAUUUUUGCCUCAGUUCCAUCCCUUGUCCCACUACCCUCUUUCCAGUUGUUUCACCUUGAAUCCUCCUUCUGUCCCAUUUCAAAAUGUCUCGCAUUUGAAGUCUUCUUGGGUCUCCUCGCUUGGCACAGGCCAUCAGGACAACCCUUUGAGGGAAGGCCUGUCCCUGCCCCUUUAAUUUUCCCUGGGCUUGUAAUGCAUGUGAGUUGAGCUAACUAGCCAGCUCUGUGAGGUCAGAUAAGAUACUAUAUAUAUCAGAGUCAGUAACCCGAGCACCGGAUUACCCAGCCUAGAGUCAUACUCCAGCCUCCAGGCUCUCCACUGCGCUACUGGCCCAGCUGGGGAAGGAGAAGCCCCCAGAUCCUGCCCACUGCCCCUGCAACACAGCCCAUGAGGCUCCCAGUCCCCACUGAGUGCAGCCCUGAAGGAUGUCCCAGCUCUCCUCCACUCUGAAGCGCUACACAGACUCGGCCCGCUACACAGAUGCCCCUUAUGCCAAAUCAGGCUAUGGCACCUACACUCCCUCUUCCUACAGGGCCAACCUGGCUGCCUCCUUCCUGGAGAAGGAGAAGCUUGGUUUCAAACCGGGGCCACCAACCAGCUUCCUCACCCGUCCCAGUACCUAUGGCCCCUCCUCCAUCCUGGACUAUGACAGGGGCCGCCCCCUGCUGAGACCAGACAUCAUCGUGAGUGGUAAGAAAGCUGAGAGCCAGACUCGGAGCACUGACCGACCUUCAGGGAGUGGACUCAGCGGGGGCAGUGGAUUCCCUUAUGGAGUAACCAACAGCUCCCUCAGCUACCUGCCCAUGAAUUCCUGCAACCAGGGGAUAAUUCUGACCCAGAAGAAGUCAAACAGUCAGUCAGACCUGGCCAGAGAUUUCUCCAGCCUUCGGACCUCAGAUAGCUACCGGAUAGACCCUGUGAACCUGGGCCGCAGCCCCAUGCUGGCCCGCACACGCAAGGAGCUGUGCGCCCUACAGGGGCUCUACCAGGCAGCCAGCCGCUCCGAGUACCUCUCUGACUACCUGGAGAACUGUGGUCGAAAGGGCAGUACACCUCAGGCCCCUCCCUCACGAGUCCCUGAAGUCCUCAGCCCCACCUACCGACCCAGUGGCCGUUCUACUUUGUGGGAGAAGGGUAAAGGCCAGACUCCUGGGCCCAGCCGCCCCAGCUCCCCAGGGCGAGACAUCAUGAAUCCUAAGAGUACCCAGGGUCUGGCUGGUCUUCGAAACCUUGGGAACACGUGCUUCAUGAACUCCAUUCUUCAGUGCUUGAGCAACACCCGGGAGCUGAGAGAUUAUUGCCUCCAGAGGCUCUAUGUGCGGGAUCUCAGUCACAGUAGCAAUGCACACACAGCCCUCAUGGAAGAAUUUGCAAAACUAAUCCAGACCAUUUGGACUUCAUCUCUCAAUGAUGUGGUGAGCCCAUCUGAGUUCAAGACCCAGAUUCAGAGAUACGCACCGCGCUUUGUUGGCUAUAAUCAGCAGGAUGCUCAAGAGUUUCUUCGCUUUCUUCUGGAUGGGCUCCACAAUGCUGUAAACCGAGUAACAGUGAGGCCCAAGUCCAACCCUGAGAACCUUGAUCAUCUUCCUGAUGAUGAGAAAGGGCGACAGAUGUGGAGGAAAUAUCUAGAACGGGAGGACAGUCGAAUUGGGGAUCUCUUUGUUGGGCAGCUAAAGAGCUCCCUGACGUGUACUGAUUGCGGUUACUGUUCUACAGUUUUUGAUCCCUUCUGGGACCUCUCAUUGCCCAUUGCUAAGCGAGGUUAUCCUGAGGUGACUUUAAUGGACUGCAUGAGGCUCUUCACCAAAGAGGAUGUGCUCGAUGGUGAUGAAAAGCCUACAUGCUGUCAUUGCCGAGCCAGAAAACGGUGUAUAAAGAAGUUCUCCAUCCAGAGGUUCCCAAAGAUCUUAGUGCUGCAUCUGAAGCGGUUCUCAGAAUCCAGGAUACGAACCAGCAAGCUUACAACAUUUGUGAAUUUCCCACUAAGAGACCUGGACUUGAGAGAAUUUGCUUCAGAAAACACCAACCACACUGUUUACAACCUGUACGCCGUGUCCAAUCACUCCGGAACCACCAUGGGCGGCCACUAUACAGCCUACUGCCGGAGCCCAGUGACAGGCGAAUGGCACACUUUCAAUGACUCGAGUGUCACAUCCAUAUUCUCCAGCCAAGUGCGCACCAGCGACGCCUAUUUGCUCUUCUAUGAAUUGGCCAGUCCACCCUGCCGUAUGUAGCGACGAGGAGCUACAUUGCUUUUUCCCUUCCUCGUGGUGGUGGCCCCACACCCUAAGUUUUUUUUUAAACAAACAAACAAACAAAAAAAAACCCUGACAAAUGAGAGAAAAGCAAAGUGAAAUAAAGCUGCUGAGCAGGAGUUGCCAUGGCCUGGUCAGGCUCUGGAGCUGAGAGCCAGGUGCUCCUGAGCUAUACCAGGGAAGAUCAACAGGACAUGGAGACCAGAGCCAGCACAGUACCUCCUUGGCUUCUCUUGUUUGCCUUUUUACACUUUUGGUUUUUUCCUGAGUGUAAUAAGCCACAGCAGUGUAUGAGGAGAUCCUCCUGAGAAGAUAGUGCCCUCUGGAGUCUGCUGGGAGGAUCGCUUCCUGGAAGAGCCACGCCUGAACCUGGUAUCACUCUUCACCUGGACCCUGCUCACUGGUCCAGAAGCAAGAAAAACACCCAUGAGCCAAGAGCCCUCUCAACGCUGCUAACUCCAGGGGGACAGACCAGGGGACAUCUUUGAAAAAAGCUGUUUUUGGUUUUUAAAAACCCAGUUUUUUACAAUUACCCUAACUAAUGUUUUCAGACUGGACAUGCUCUCCUUCAUACCUCUUCACAGCUGGGAUGUUGUGUGAGUCAAUUUUGUGGGGUUUUUUUGUUUUUUUUAAUUCUUCAAAUACAACUUUCCUAAUGCUAGCCCCCAGUGGUGCUAGAUAGGUGUUGUCCAGGCCCCAGGUACAGCCACAGUAGACCUGGAAUCUAACAAGUUUUGGGGUUUUUUUGUUUGUUUUCAGGGAUUUUUUAAAAUGUUUUGGAAUAUAUCUAGUUGCCUCUAAAAAUUGUGCCUUAUAGCAUUUGGGGACUGGGGAGUAACUGUCCUUCCCUGAAAUGCCACUUCCCUUUCCCUUAUGCCAUGUUCAAACUAGCUGGGAGAGAGAGAGGUUAUGCCCUUAGCUCCUGGCUUGUUUGCAUUGCAGUGAGAUGAAAAGUAGAAUAGGUACAAGGAUAUUUCUUAUGAUAAUAGUGUAUCAAGUUCUUCCUGCCCACUUCCUCUAACUCACCCCUGGUCUACUCCCCAGCUAUUUGAAGGAUAGCACAAGCUUCUUAUCCCUAGAGCCUCUCUCACCUUUAAUUUAUUCCCUCUUAACUGCUUUUACUCCCUGACAUUCCUUCCCCACCCCUACCUUCUCAGAGCCUCCUGGACCAAGUUUCUCAGGGAUGCCCAUGACACCCCUCAGCUGCCCCUGGCAUCAUUCUUCAGUCCUACCCUCAGGGCUGGUGCUUGAGUGUUUUAAGACAUCUUGCCUCAGCCCUGUGAUUCUUUCCCAUGGAUAUGAUGCCCUAAGCAGUUGGGCAAACUUCUUUGCUAUCCCAGGGAGUAAAGCUGUUCAGCACCAAGGCAAGAAGCUCUAUGCAUGGAGCUGGCCUGGCUUCUGCCCCUUGAAGUAUGGAGCUUUCCGGUGCUCCCAGGAGGAGGCAUCAGAGAAAGACACCCUGAAUUUAACUGGCCUGACACCGUUCUCCGGGGAAGACCUAUGAACCUUAGCCAAAAGGCUAGUGUACACUUGUUUACUGUGUAAGCAAGAGUAGAAGAACAUCUAAUGUGCAGUGGAACCUUGUACAGAAUAAAUAGCUUUGAGAAAUA